Aedes albopictus (Asian tiger mosquito) is the source of this 2016-nucleotide messenger RNA. RefSeq lists its product as uncharacterized. The record is from RefSeq and is a predicted model, not a curated record. Lineage: Eukaryota; Metazoa; Arthropoda; Insecta; Diptera; Culicidae.
CCCAACAAUCGAGUCCGGGUGGCUCUGAGCGUGCUGAUCCGGUUGCUGGUGCCCUUGACGCACGGUUUGGCGCGAGGAUGGAACGGACUGCGCGGCUUCCGCCUACUGCAGCUGAUGCGAAAGAUACGCGAAAGCCGCGGCCUACUGACGACGCUUUUCGCCUUCGCCGCCAACACCGUCUCGAUGAGCCUGUCCUCGGUUCAAGUCGCCCAUCGGAUUGACCCCCUGCUGCGGGUGAUCAAGCUGCGAAAGGACUCCUCCCGGAAUGCAAUCGAGUCGGGAAAACAAUCGUUGUCCACCGGUGGCAAGCUACGCCAUGCGAAGGCCAAUUUGCGCGAGCUUCCGGACAAGUGCGUGGAGUUGGUCGUGUUGGCCGAACCUCCAGCGGGUGUCCCAAUUCGGGCGGAUAUUGUCCUGAUUCACGGCCUGCACGGUUCGCUGGUUAACACCUGGAAGCAAGGUCUGUGGAAUAGUGAAGGCAAGUUGGAGCAUUUCGAACGCCCUCCGAAGCCCCCGAUAAGGCCACCAAAGCGACAACGCCACUCGAGGUCGAACCUUUUCGUUCCACCUCACGUCUCCAAGAAGCCAAAGUUCGAAGAAGAUGCCACCGAAUGGAGCGACGAAGACGACGACGGGUACGACGAGGCCCGUUCAACGUCGUACAGAUUUGCCAAACGAAGGUUCACCUACGAGUGUGGUGAACCGUACCGGAUUCACUUUGCGGACGAUAUGGAGUACAGCUUUCCCACGUUCAGGCUGAGGAUGGAGGAGGAAGGUGGUCCGAAAAUUGCUCAAGGUUAUACGGAAAAUCGCCACCAUGGGAAGCGGAAAAUGAAGGUCAAGAAGGAUGAGUCGUGGUCGGCCUGCUGGCCAGGAGAUUGGUUACCACUGGACUGCCCGGGAGUGCGGGUGAUUGCCAUCAACUACACUACGGAUCCGUACCUGUGGCGACCGGUGUGGAUUACGAAGCGGAAUCGUUCCAACCUGGUAGAUCGAUCGCGUGAAAUGGCCGACAUGCUCAUCGCCAAAGGAGUAGGCAAGGGGCACCCAAUCGUGUGGGUGGGCCACUCGAAGGGAGGAAUAUUCAUCAAGCAGAUCAUUGUCGACGCGUGGGAAACUGGUCGCCCGGCAGCUGAACCCCUAUGGCGCUCGUCCCGUGGUACGUUCUUCUACUCCGUUCCGCAUCGAGGAUCUCCGCUGGCGGACUUCAAUCUUCCCCUGUUGAGACAAUCGGUCGAACUAACGGAGAUACAGAAAAACUGUCCUAGCAUCCUAGAACUACAUCGUCGGUUUGUAGCGCUAUACCAGGGCGGCCACCUCAAGAUCGACGUUUUCAGCUUCGUCGAAACGGCAUUGACACUGAUGUCGGUGCUGUACCUUCGUAUCGUUGGAAUUGAUUCGGCCGAUCCCGGCAUUGGCGAUGUAUGCGGCGUACACCUUGACCAUCGGGAAAUUUGUAAACCUCGCAGCCGCAACUGCAUUCUCUACACCCAGCUGGUCAAAAUGAUCAACAAGGUGAGCUGAAGCUGAUGGCGCGCGCCCACCCACCGACACCAUGCGUGAUUAUAUUUGUUCUAAAAUAUUUUCUAUACUUGUUCUUAAACUGAUUGAAGUACGUUUUUGUUAUAGUGAUGUGUUUUAAUUUGAAAAUGUCGAAUAGUUAGCAUACGUAAGUAAAUACGAUUAAACUCGGCAUAGCUUAGCGAGCCGAUUUGAGAAAGAAGCAAUAAUUCAAUAGAAAACAGUAUCGUCUCUCAAGGAAGGUGUUACAAUCGCUACCUGAGACUGUACUUUCAGAUUGUUACAAAAAAAAAAAAAAAAGAAGAAUAUAACAACAGAACGUAGAAACAGAUGAAAAUAAACUAUUCAGUGAAUGAAGUAAAACCGGAACCAGCUCCACCUACAUGUAUCGAGCCGCGAUUUGUAGUGAUAGUCAUUAGUUUACUCAUAGCGUGACCAAUAUUGUUAAACCGUGUAAGCCAUGUGAUAAAUAGAGAUUAGCCAUUUCAAAUUCAA